Messenger RNA from Grus americana (Whooping crane), 3586 nucleotides. It is a transcript of the gene KDF1, whose product is annotated as keratinocyte differentiation factor 1. The record is from RefSeq and is a predicted model, not a curated record. Gene Ontology annotation, biological process: keratinocyte development; regulation of epidermal cell division. Gene Ontology annotation, cellular component: cell junction. The transcript has 5 exons. Bases 230 to 1483 code for a protein of 417 amino acids. Lineage: Eukaryota; Metazoa; Chordata; Aves; Gruiformes; Gruidae.
CCCAGGUGAGGCGGGGCCGGACGCCGUUCCCUGGCUCGCAGGAAAUCCUGUCCUCUGAACAAUGAAGAUCUUAGACCCCGGCUAACCCUCAGAGGCGCAAACUGUGAAUCCAUCCUCGCUCUUCUGAAGCAGAUGCUGAAGUUCUUUAGAAGGAUCUUCUCUAUUCACACACGGUGCCUGCUUGAGAACAGAGAAAGCUCCCAACAAUCUUGUGCCUGAGCGGUGAGCCAUGCUGGGCCAGAAAACAGGACUCCCCCAUGACCUGAACAGCCACCGCCAGCCCAACCAGUCCUACCAGGAGGCUGUGCCCCUGCGGACCAGACCAUCCAAGGAGACGGAUGUCAGUCUGGAGGUGUUCAGCGGCUCCACGCCUGAAAUCAAACAGAGCCGCACCAGAGCCCAGCAGAUGCGGGAUAGGAAAAGUCGCAAAGCUGACCUCAAAGACUCUAACAGGAGAGAGGCAGAAACAAUUACCUUUAUUUCUGGUACAGCAGAGGCUCCCCCAAACCAGAGCUUCUGCUGUUCCUCUCUGUCUCAGGCCUGGAACACAUACAAGGCUGUCUUCUGUUGUAUAGUGACCUGUGGGGGCUGCUUUCAGGACUGCAGUGUCUGUAUCUCCUAUCCUGGGCCCACCGAGACCUCCACCGAUGACGGAAAGAAUGGUGAUUAUAACGGGCGACUGCCAAACAGCCCUGCCAACGUCUCUCCCGCUGAGAAGAAUGGGAAUCAGAUCAAAAAGUCCAGCAUGGGCAGCAGUUUCAGCUACCCAGAUGUGAAACUGAAGGGCAUUCCUGUCUAUCAAAACCGGAGUGCCAGCCACCACCUGGAAUCGGAUUCGUGCUGCAAAGAGCUGCUGUCAGAGAAGCCCUUCAGGAACAGCAUAGAAAAGCCACCACUCCCCAGCAGCCACCGGAGUUCGGAGGAGUAUUACUCCUUCCACGAGUCUGACCUGGACAUCAGCGAGCUGAACGGCUCCAUGUCCAGCAGGGAGAUCGACGUCCUGAUCUUCAAGAAACUGACGGAGCUCUUCAGCGUCCACCAGAUCGACGAGUUGGCCAAGUGCACGUCAGACACUGUCUUCCUGGAGAAGACCAACAAGAUCUCGGACCUUAUCAAUAGCAUAACUCAGGACUACAACCUGGAUGAGCAGGAUGCUGAAUGCAGGCUGGUCCGAGGCAUCAUACGCAUCAGCACCCGGAAAAGCAGGGUCCGGCCCCAUAUUUCUAUCCCAGCCAGCCAGAGCCACGAGGAGAAGUCCAGCAGAGGCAACGCGCCAGACAGCGGUAAUGAAACAAUGCUAGAGUCCAUGGUCAUCAGCCAAGACGAUUUGGCCGUGCAAAUAUCAGAAGAAACACCAGCAGACGUGAUAGCCAGGAAUAUGAGGCGGCAUAGCAGCGCAGGCUCUCCAACAAGCAGAAAUUCUUCUUUCCAAGACACAGAGACUGACUCAUCCGGGGCACCUCUGCUUCAGGUGUACUGUUAAGGAAAAGGACCUGAGCAGCAGGCAGGCGUCUUGAGGCUUUGCUGCAAUCAGAUUUCUCCUCUUUCAAUACAGAGUGUGCUAUGCCACCUUUUUUUUUUUUUUCCCCCCCAGUCUACCCUGAUCCUAUGUUGAAGCCAAAUUUGUCCUGGCUGUCUGAAUUUCACUGGAUUUUUUUUUUUUUUUUUUUUGGACAAUGUAAAACAUCAAGGAAGUGAACUGUGGAGCUAGUGAACUUGGGAGGUGGAAUGUGUGCCCAGGGAGGAGAAGAUGGACAAGGAAGUAUCAGAUGACCUGUGCUUCUGUGAUUUCCAUACUUCACAUUUAGCUUCAACAACCUCAGCGGCCCAGCCCUUUCCCUGCUUUGAGGAUCUGUCAUACAGUUCUUGCUUUCUGGCAUUGCAGAAGUUAACUUGGGUAGGGAAUAACCGGAAGGUGGCUCUGUUUGCGAUGAUGCUGAGGUGAAGGCCAAGCACCUGCUCUCUAGGGACCCAGAUCUCUAUUUAAAGUGGCUGGGUUGGUCCCAAAAACAUUAAGUCUGUGGUAUUUGUUCUUCCUGUUGCCCCUUAGUGGUGUCAUCUCCCGCUGCCUUGUGAGGAGAAGGUUCAGGUAACGUGGUUCGUUUAAUCUUUGGCCUUGUGGCUCGUCUCCCGAGAUAGUGCCAGUUCCCGGGGGUGGGAUGCCUGGGCAGCUGCCCCACUCUCACCUCCCGAGCGGACUGCGGGGAUCAGUUUUGCAGUCACCGCUGGUCUGCGGGCGUGAGGUGUUGCCAGUUGCACACGUUGACCUGAGACUUGCGUGCCAGUCGGCUCUUCCUCGCUUAUUUGCCAAGCCUUCUGCAUUUCCCUGUCAUGCUGACUGCCGGGCAAGCCUUGAACUCAGAUUAUGGCAGGUGAGGGAAGUAGUCUGUUCAUUUUUAGGUUUUUGUAAUUAGGAAUCAGGCUGUUUGACUGUUCUGCUAGAAACUCCCUUAAAAGCAGCUUGCUUUGAAAGGAAAGCUUCCCGAGAGCAUUUGUGAGGAAUUUCUCGGUCCUGCCUUUCCCCUGCGGGCACUCCAUGCCUUCUCCUUCCCUUUGCCCCUCUCCAACAGCUGGUGGGAAGCAGGAGAUGUGGAAUUGCUACCCUGAGGGCACGGUGCCAGGCGACCUUGAGGGCUGCAGCAUUGCAGCAGGAGGAAGCUCUAUCUUACCGGCGUUGCCACUUGGUUGUUUAUCAGAAAGUAAACACGUGAAGCCAUGGGACUUGUUUAUACAUUUGAGUGCCCUUGGACGUGAAUAGAAAAGGCUUAGUUGAAUUUACCAGCCAUAGAAUAAACACACCCACUGUUUUUUGGGGAGAGGGAAACCAAAAUAGGCCCUGUGCUUUGGUGUGGACCAUGUUUUUGUGCCUUAAUUCAACUGAAAUGUGCCUUAAUUGAACUGAAAUGUGCCUUUAUGUCAUAGCCUGCGAUUACUCUUCAGAAGUUGGGUAGAGGGGAGAAAGGGUUUAAUUCCUCACAUGAGGAGUCAGGCUUUUUUAACCAGCCAAAGCCCUUUAAAAUGUACAGUUGAAGUCCCUGUGAGAGCCUGGUUUUGUCAACUGCUUGCGUUUCAGAGCAUGCUUUCAUAAAUCACGGACAUUACUGAGACCACACCUUGAGAUGCUGAUGGAGAGAGAUUUUGAAAAUAAAGGGGAAGAGACUGAGACUUGGAUUUGGCUUCCCCUCCCUGCUUUGUUUUUAAAACUGUCGGUUUGUGAAAAAACCCGUUUAUGCAAGGAAAAGACUUGAAGCAAGGCCAGCCCGGGACUCCUGGAGGAGCUGCGUUUGGUCACCCCCUCCCGAAUUCCGCGCGUACUGAUGGACCCGUUUGGCUUCCUGCUUCUGAAUGGAUUUGUACAUACGUAUUUGAACAAGUUUACUUAAACCUGUGCACUGAGGCAUCGGCAUGGGUCACACUGACACGUAGCUCUGGUCUGUGCGCUGGAGCUUUGGAGGCGAGGGGCGAGGAUGGACUUGUAAAGAGCUGCCGAUCGCUAUUACAGAUGCAAUAGCACAUUUUUAAUGUUUAGUCUGUGUACAAAGAGUGAAUGUGUAUGGAUUAAGCUUGGGGGGAAAAAAAACCCCAA